Anopheles marshallii is the source of this 963-nucleotide messenger RNA. RefSeq names its product inactive hydroxysteroid dehydrogenase-like protein 1. Gene Ontology annotation, molecular function: oxidoreductase activity. The record is from RefSeq and is a predicted model, not a curated record. Lineage: Eukaryota; Metazoa; Arthropoda; Insecta; Diptera; Culicidae. Bases 1 to 963 code for a protein of 320 amino acids. Gene Ontology annotation, cellular component: endoplasmic reticulum. The transcript has 4 exons.
AUGGUAUUACCACAGCUGAUCACAGUAGUCGGGGUGUACAGUACUGUCUGCUGGUUGUACGACAAUUUGCGUACACCGGUAUUGCUUCUGUUGAAAAGUUUCAAACGACUCUUUCUCGGUGACCAACAAUCUUUAUCCCAAACGUACGGACCAUGGGCAGUAAUUACCGGUAGCUCGGAUGGAAUCGGUAAAGGUUAUGCCCAUUAUUUGGCCAGCCAAGGCAUGAAGGUGUUGCUCAUCGCUCGCAAUGAAGCAAAGUUGAAACGUGUAGCAGAGGAAAUUACCGCGAAAUAUGGUACGGAGACCAAAACACUGGUGGCCGAUUUUUCACAUGGAGAACAGAUCUAUGAACGGCUCGAGAAGGAACUGAGUGCGUUAGAUAUCGGUAUCUUAGUUAAUAACGUGGGCGUUAUCAACGAAAAGCCCAUCCAGUUGGAACGAAUGGAAAAACGUUUGCUGUGGGAUCUAAUCAAUAUUAAUGUCGGGGCCGCAACGCUCCUGUGCAACAUUGCACUGCCAGCAAUGAAAAAGCGCCACCGUGGACUUAUCAUAAACAUUUCUUCCUUAUCAUCGCUCGCCCCUACACCUUAUCUGGCGGUAUAUGCAGCAUCGAAGGCUUACAUGACAAGCUUUUCCUUAGCAUUGCGCGAAGAGGUUGCCCCGUACGGGAUCGAAUGUCAAACCGUUUCACCCGGAUACGUGCACACGAGUAUGACCGAGUAUCUAACACCCACCGAUGGAAAGAAAAACUCUUUCUCGAUACGACUCGUAAAGGUGAGCGAUGUGAUACGGUACGCUGGGUACUGCAUUGGCAAAGUUGACCAAACCACCGGCCAUUGGUCGCACGGUGUACAGACCGCUACGCUCAACAUUCUUCCUGCUUCACUGAGGUUACGGGUGUUUACCCGUCUUUACACGCAGCUCCUGCACGAAUAUUCCGACACGGACAAGAAGUUUACGUGA